CGAAUUUAGAAUCAGACGUCAAUUAUUUUCAUUCAUUUUCACGUUCACGCAAUUCAUGGUGGGAGCUUAAGCUUAUACUCUUGUGAGUUAGAAACUUAGAAUUUAAUAAGCAGAAUAAAUAUUUUGCGACAUCAUGGAUGACACUAGUUUUGAAAAUGGGGAUGUGGAUGAAGAAAAUACAUUCAAUAUUCUGAUUGCUACUGAUAUUCACCUGGGGUUUAUGGAAAAACACCCCUUACGUGGAGAUGACAGUUUUGUAACUUUUGAAGAAAUAUUGAACUAUGGGAAAACUAUGAAGGCAGACUUUGUACUUCUCGGUGGAGAUCUCUUCCAUGAAAACAAGCCAUCACGAAAAUCUUUGCAAAGGUGCAUGGAUCUCCUGAGAAAAUAUUGUUUGGGGCCAGAUGAACACACUUUGCAAUUUUUAAGUGACCCAGAUAUAAACUUUAAGGAUUGCUCAACUCCAGGUGUCAACUUUGAAGACCCUAAUUUGCGAAUAGCCUUACCAGUGUUUUCCAUUCAUGGAAAUCAUGAUGAUCCUUGCGGUGACGGUAAUUACAGUGUAAUGGACAUGCUAGCAGCAACUGGAUUUGUAAACUAUUUUGGCAAAGUCCCAAAUUUAGAAGAGUUAAAGUUUCAACCAAUUUUGCUUAAGAAGGGUGACACGUUUGUUUCAAUUUAUGGUAUUGGUUCCAUGAAUGAUGAUCGCCUCUUCAGACUUUUUCAAGAAGAAAAGGUUUUCUUCGAAGUUCCCGCCGAACUCGAGGAUGAAUGGUUCAACAUUCUAGUACUCCAUCAAAACCGUGCUCGUCAUGGUUGUAAAAGUUAUGCUGGCGAGCACUUUUUGCCUCACUUUAUGCACUUGGUUUUAUGGGGUCACGAACAUGAAUGCCGGAUCGAGCCAGAGGACUCUCUGGAUGAAUUCCGUAUCACGCAGCCUGGCAGUAGCGUAGCAACAUCCCUUUCGCCUGGCGAAGCUGUUCCCAAACAUGUCGGUAUGCUGAAAGUCCACAAGAAAGAUUUCUGCAUUGAAAAGUUACCACUGAGAACCACUCGGCCGUUCGUGUUUGACACACUUUCCCUGGACGAAUUUUGUGAUAUUGGCUAUCAGUUCGCUAACGACGAAGUGGUUGAGAAAAUUCGAAGUAAAAUUAAUGACAUGCUUGAUUUUUCAAAAACACUACUUUCUGGACAUCCGGACCAGCCUACACUUCCGCUUCUGCGACUAAGAAUUGAGCACGAGAGCGACCAACAGUUCCUCAAUACUCGUGACCUACAUGUUGAGUUGGGCCUCGAAAAGCUCGUUGCCAAUCCAGAGGAUGUAGUGAAGCUCCUUCGCAAACGCUCUGCUCAAGACAAGAUCAAAGUUGAUGUGGAUGAAGAAGCUUGGGACGCAGUCUUUAAUAUGGAGUCGAUCAACAUGGUUGAAGGCCACCUGGAAAACUUGUUGGUGGAUUACUACAAAGAGAGCAAAAAGCCUUUACUGGUGAUGCACGAGCGCACGCUGGCCGAGGCCGUUCGAUAUUACGUCGAAAAGACUCACGACGACGCCUUCCGUGAUUUGAUUGAUCUACAAGCUAACAAGACUAAAGAACUGCUCAAAAAUAAUAAUGCGGGAACGGACCGGGCCAGUUUUCGUGAUGCCUUUGCGGAUAUCCGCGAGCAGAGAAAUGCUGACGUCCAACAAAUACUCGACGAGGCUCAUAGUUGGUUAAGUGGUGAGGUCCCAACCGUUAAACGAGAACCCACUGCUGGUGCCGACUUUGGAAUACGCCAAUCCGAUGAUGGUGAAAUGGACGUCAGUAAUGCGCUAGCUGACAUAUCUCCGGUGCAAACACGCGGUCGAGGACGCGGCCGUGGUAGAGCCAGAGCAGUUGCCACCAGUACCCGCGGCCGUGGCAAAGCUAAAGCAGCGAGCAAAGAAGCCAAAGUUGAGGAGGACGUGACCGUGAUCAGCGAUAGCGAAGAAGAAUUCAUUCCACCACCCAAGCAAACGACACCUCGUCAAACGGCCAAAUCAUCUCGUGGGACACGCGCAGGAGGACGUGCUCCGGUCGCAUCAAAUGCUACAGCCGGUUCCAGCCAAAUCACACAGGCUUUUGCCCGGCAAUCGCAGAUUUCGACGCAAGCCACCCAGCGAGUAGUACCUGCUGCUCCUACACCCACUCCCGCUCCUACUGCAACUCGCUCGGCUCGUUCCAAAGCGUCGUCGGCUCGUGGUGUGUGUUACGUCAGUGACAGCGACUAAAUGCAACCAAUUUCCAAGAUAUUCCGCAUUGACAGUUUAACGGGUUUUAGGUUUCUAGAAGUUGCGCUCGUUAGAACUAUACCUGGAGCGAUUGGGACAUGUGUGUACCGUUAGUCCGUGGCAUACUUGUUUGUGCUAAUACACAGAAAUACCAUUGUUGUUA
Messenger RNA from Daphnia pulicaria, 2411 nucleotides. RefSeq names its product double-strand break repair protein MRE11-like (gene mre11). The record is from RefSeq and is a predicted model, not a curated record. The transcript is spliced from 9 exons. NCBI's taxonomy places the organism in Eukaryota, Metazoa, Arthropoda, Branchiopoda, Diplostraca, Daphniidae. Gene Ontology annotation, cellular component: Mre11 complex; nucleus. Gene Ontology annotation, molecular function: manganese ion binding; DNA endonuclease activity; 3'-5'-DNA exonuclease activity. Gene Ontology annotation, biological process: mitotic intra-S DNA damage checkpoint signaling; double-strand break repair via nonhomologous end joining; mitotic G2 DNA damage checkpoint signaling. The coding region runs from base 134 to 2248 and encodes 704 amino acids.